GUUUUGCUUUCGUUUCCGUUUAAAUGCCCCGAAACAAUCGGCCAAACCCUAUAAGCAGUGAAGGCAUCAAUAAAAAUGUCGUAUAUCGUCUCACGACACAUAUUUAACUUUCUCUGCAAACAUGAAGGCUGUACGGAGUAUGGUAAAGUCGAGAGGAAUUUGCGGCAGAGUUUCACGGUGGCGGAUCAGGUUUUGUCUCAGGUGCUCGAUGAUCACCAGAGGUUUGUUAUUGUUCAGGAUGAAGGCUCGAAUCCCAGAAACUCCAUACCAGCUGCUGACAGCCAGAUCAUAGCCAAAACCUCACUGCGAGUGUGUAAAAAUGACAAAUGUACCGCCGGGUGUGAAGACCUACACCUGUGUAGGUACUUUGUCUGUGGAAAUUGCAGAUUUGGGGCGAAAUGCAAAAAUCCCCAUGACUUGACUUCAGCACAUAAUUCUGACCUCUUGAAAAGUAAUGAUCUUCAUGGCCUUACAAGUGGAGAGUUGUUUCAACUUCUGCUUCAAAAUGACCCAUCAUUACUUCCUGAGGUGUGCUCCCAUUACAACAAGGGGAUUGGCGAAUAUGGCAGUUGUAAAUAUAAAACAUCCUGUACCAACCUUCACAUCUGCCAGCACUUCCUGCAGGAUGACUGUAAGUUUGGAGCAGGCUGCAAAAGGGCCCACGGAUUUGAUGCAAAUGCUCAGAAAACUCUGAAUGUCCGAGGACUCGGUCCAGAAAACAUGCUCAAACUUCGCAAGCUUUACAAGAACAAGUUACUGAUUGCGUCUUCCGCCUUCAAGAAAAGUGAGAUAGCAGCUCUACCAGCAGUGAGAGGACCCACCAGACACAAAUCCAGCAGCUCUGUCAGUGAAGCGGAUCACAAUGAAAUCUGUCUCUUUUUCAUACGCACCGGAUGUAGUUUCAAAGACAAGUGUGCCCGUUUUCACCACCAUCUACCCUAUAAAUGGCAGAUAUUGCAGAAGGAUGGAACUACGUGGGGUGACUUACUGAAUGAAGAGGAGGUUGAGAAGGAAUACUGCAAUCCAGCUAAUGUUCUGUGUAUUACCCAGAGCAGCUCGGGGCAUCAUCAGGUAGUGGACUUCAUGUCAAUGACUUGUGGAGUGUCAGAAGUCCGUCGGCGGUCCACAGCAUCAUCUGUUACUAAACCUCCCCAUUUCAUUCUGACCACUGAAUGGAUCUGGUACUGGAGGAAUGACAAGGGAGGUUGGACGGAGUAUGGCAAAGGGGAGGAUUCUAAACUCAUGGCGUCAGUCACCUCAGAAGACCUCGAGAAACAUUACCUGGCUGACAGAGAAAAGGAAAUCUCAUUCACUUCACAGAACCAUCAAUACGUCCUCAAAUUAAAAGAGAUGUGCCAGCGAAAUCUGAAGUACAAAACUGAAAGGGACGUUAGAAGGAGACCACGUUUUGUUUCUGCCGAAGAUGUCAAGAGCAAAAUCAAGGGAAGUGAGUCUCCAGACAGCUCAGCAUCUUCUUCUGUGGAAGUUCCUCCUUACUGGGACAAAGGAGCUCUUCCUAGCUCUACUUACAAGAUUAUUCCUUUGCAAAGCUCUUCCAAGGAGUACCAAAGGGUGGGUUCAAUGUUUAGUAGAACAAUGGCCAAAAGCAUCAUUCACAGCAUUGAAAGAGUGCAGAAUCCUUCUCUCUGGAAGGUCUUUCAGUGGCAAAAAGAACAAAUGAUUUUGAAGAAUGGAGGGAAUGCUGUGAACCAGCGUUACCUUUUCCAUGGUACGGAUGAGUCUUUCAUAGAUGCCAUCUGUGAGCAGAACUUUGACUGGAGGAUCUGUGGGAGUCAUGGGACAAGUUAUGGGAAAGGUAGCUAUUUUGCCAGAGAUGCUUCAUACUCUGACAGAUAUGCCAAAUCCAGGAACGGCAAGACCAAGAAGAUGUUUGUGGCACUGGUGCUGGUCGGAGACUUCACAAGGGGUAACAGUGGUUUUCUCCGUCCUCCACAAAAACCCAAAAGUCAAAGCUUUUACAACAGCUGUGUUGACAAUGAGACUAACCCAGCCAUUUUUGUUGUGUUUGAGAAAUUCCAGAUCUAUCCCGAGUACAUCGUUGAAUACUCUUAAUUUGUGCAAUCAAGCUAUUUUUAAAUAUUUGAUACAUUGAAACAUUCUAAUAAUCGAAAGCAGGUUAUUUACUUAUUUCUUGAAAUAGUUCUGAAUGUUACACAAACAAUUUAUGUUAACAUCACUGAAAUCUUCAACUCUUUAACAUUUUUAAAUAUUUUAUUUACAGAAAAUGUUUGUAGGUUAUUACAUAUUAGGUAACUGUUUAAUCUUAAUUAGGUUUACUAAACAAUCAUCUGUGGCAGACAUAACAAGAAUAAAAAUCUUUAUGUAUAAGGUGCAAUCAUUCCAUUGUAUUUCCUUAUUGGCUUUGGCACUGAGAAAAAAAGGUUUUAAUACCAUAUCAGUUGUAUAGUCAAAAGUAUAUAGUAUAGGUAUAUAUGGUAGAAUCACAAAUUAUAAAUCAAUCAAUUUUUCAGUUUUAUUGCACUAGAUUUUAAUGCAGAAUAUUAAAGGUAAAUGAUGAGUUUGAGAAUUAUAAGAACACCGAGCAUUAACUCAAGCCCUUGAAUUACUCGAGCAUUACUAAGGUUGUUUUUUUUUUUUUUUUUUUUUUGUUCAAUGAAGUGGACGGAAUUAAACUACUAAAACUGUUACAGACCGAUGCUUUGUACUAUUAUUUUCAUUAUCAUUACAGUUAUUUUUUAAAAGUAUAUACAAUUCAGCCCAAAUAAAACAUGUUUACCAAAAAAAUUUAAAUUCUGUCAUCAUAAAAAGGUGUGAUUUGAACAAGUUUAACUUUAUUUUAAUUAGUUGUUUCAUUGAAUAGAUCUGACUCAAAUAAUUCAUCAACUAAACAAAAUAUGCUACUUCUCAUGAAUGUGAAAAGAUAGCAUGGAUGUCUAGAACUUAAAUAUCGGUCUGUCACAGUUAUUGCAUGAGAUGACUUAAAAUAAUAGUGCACCACUUUUAUGGUGAAUUAAGACGAUCACCUUUCCUGUUUUGGCUAAGUACAUAACGAGAAAAUUUCAUUUUUUUAUCGUGAACUAUCCCUACAUCAGUCUCUGUUAGUAUUUGAUUGUGACGUUUCCACCCAUCACAUUCUUGGAAAAUGAUGUGCAAAGUACAGCUCUGCUAUAAACAAUAAAGUUUGACAAAUAACUAUGAAAUAUUUGCAGCAUGUAAUAUCCAGAACAAAAUAGCAACUUUUAUUUGUAGAUUAUGCAAAAUCACUAAUAAAGGAGAUCAAAUAUAAGAGUGCACAAUAAUACAGUGAAAAACAAGCAAGGUGAAGAAGGACAUUUACCAGGGGGGAAAAAAAAAAUUACCAGGAAAUCAUGAGAAGGCAAGGAGCAGGUCCGAUAUUAUUGAUGAUUCACUGCGAUCCCUGGUGGCAAGACUGAGAAGUGAAGACUUCGAAAUCGGGUCUUUGAGACUACUAAUGGAAGACUCUGGUCCCCUCGGUGGCUUUUUUAGGCCAAGAACCGUCCACGUUUACAGUAAGUUGGGUUUAUAUACAAAACAAACUCUCAACAAACUCUUUCUAUCGAAAAGUUCUGUGUUUUAAAGCUCAUCAUAACAUAACUCCUUUCAUGAGUGGGUCUAAGAUGCUUGAUAUUAAAUAAUGACGAUGGAGAUAAAUAUACUGAGCGAUAAACCAUUUAUUUAGUCAUCAUUAAUACUUUCAAUUUCAAAUCAUUUUAAUAUGUCGUCAAAGUUUACAGUUCAUACUCUGAGGUAAACAUACACAUUCAACUAAAUGAGUUAAGAUAAUGCCACAAGCAAGCUGCACACUCCGAACCUCAAUAAUCUCAUUAUUCUGGUACUGGACUGUAUAUUUACAUAAUAUAAAAUAACAGUGUAAUCAACAUAAAAUCAAAUACCUUGUGGACAAUAAGGCAAGGCGUCUCAUCCCAGUUUCUUUUCAAAUACAGCAUGUGAUGCUGUUUGUGUUGAAAUCAGUUUUAAUCAAACAAUUAUAACAGAUAUGUUUGUCAUGUGACUCCAGAAUAAGUAAUAUGAUUCCUAAAUAAUUUGAUUAAAAUCAGACUGUGCUGCUGAGAACUGAAACCGUAUCAGAACUCAUCCUCAAAAGUCUCCCUCUU
Pimephales promelas (fathead minnow) is the source of this 4118-nucleotide messenger RNA. It is a transcript of the gene parp12a, whose product is annotated as poly (ADP-ribose) polymerase family, member 12a. Gene Ontology annotation, cellular component: nucleus. The record is from RefSeq and is a predicted model, not a curated record. Lineage: Eukaryota; Metazoa; Chordata; Actinopteri; Cypriniformes; Leuciscidae. Gene Ontology annotation, molecular function: NAD+ poly-ADP-ribosyltransferase activity; metal ion binding.